AGAGAACUGGUCUAUAAGAAAGAAUGGUCACCAAGACCACAGGAGGAACUCCAGAAAGCUAACAUUAAAGUCGUCUACAUACGACGGAAGAGGGAAAGAGAAGGCGUCAAAUCGAAGGAGUUGACAACAGACGAUUUUUACGUGGAGACGGACUACAGCGAUGCUAAGAUGUGCUCACUGUUCAGACAACACGACGUCCGUUACUUCGUCGUCCUCCACUUUGACCUGAGUACGCCGCCACAGGUGGUGGAGGCGGUCUUGAAGUCAGGGUUUAGCGUGACGGCUGGACGUCAGCGGGGACGUCGUUACGUGUUCUUCGGUCACAGCGCGAGUCAGCUCCGGGAGAGAACGUGCAUCCUGUACGAUAGCGAAGCCCUUGGUCACAAGGAGGAGUUGAUCAACAGAUUCGGCGCGUUUGAAGCCAUCAAGAAUCCUUCCAAGCGAGCAGCACGGAUCGGUCUGUUACUCUCGACGGCGACAAAGUGCCUGGAGCUCGACGAGAAGGAGAUAGAUCACACCAAGGACAUCGAGCGCAAUGGGUUCACGUUUACGGACGGCUGCGGGUUCAUAUCUGUCGCCUGCGCACGGAAAAUCAUGGACGUCAAAGACAUCACCGACCGUUACCGACACCAGGAUCCGCCGGUCCCGUCCGUCAUUCAGUUCCGCAUGAAGGGAUGUAAGGGGAUCGUCAUGAUCGACCCGUCUCUUCCCAACGGCGUGAGCAUCCGGCCCUCGCAGGAGAAGUUCACCUGGAAGCUGGCGCCUCCGCACGUGUUCGGCGUGUGCGACGACGGCAUCUCGCAGCCCUACGCGUUCGGCCAGCUCAACAAGCAGUACAUCAUGAUGCUGUCCGCGCUCGGCAUCCCAGACGAGGUGUUCCUGUCAAAGCAAGAGACGUAUUUCCGUGAACUCGACCGCUUGGAGAUCGACAAAGAAGUUGCGUUCCGCCACCUCUGCGCCCGGGGAUACAUUGGUCUCGCCGAACGCCUGUUCUCGCGAGAGGACGGCCCCGACAACGAGACCAUAGAGAUCCUCCGGGGGUUCCGGAGUAGAGUGCGACGUCCCCCGAAAGCCAACAAAGUCCACAAACUCCUCAACACGAAACCCGAGCCUGCAAGAGCCCUGAAAAUACCUAUAGAAAAGUCCAGGAACGUGUUCGGGGUCUGUGAUCCUUCAGGAAAGCUCCAGCCUGGGCAGUGCUUCUUCCAAGCCACUGUGCGAGGGAAAACGCAGGUGUUUACUGACACAAAGGUAGCCGUGGUGAAGUGCCCGUGUUACCAUCCCGGUGACUUCCGCGUGUUGCAGUGUGUCAAUGUGGAGGACUGCCGCCAUCUUGUCGACUGCAUAGUGUUUCCUGUACAAGGUGAUCGGCCCCACGCAGAUGAGAUAGCCGGAAGUGACCUUGAUGGAGAUAAGUACUUCGUGUGUUGGGAUCCGGACCUGGUCCCGGAGGAAGAACAGGAGCCGCUGUCCUACCCAGGUGGGGAGUCUGCAAAGAAAGACCUUGUCACCAAUGACGACCUCAUCUCCGUGUUUGCGACCUACAACAGCCGCACGGUCAGCCGACUCAACGAGCUCUUCAACAGGUGGGCUGACGUCAGAGGCGUGACGUCAUCUCAGUGUCGCAACAUCGCCAAGCUGUUCGCCACAGCGGUCGACACCGCAAAGACGGGGAAAGGCGUUGUUGUUCCACGUCGUUUGGGAAAGCCGCCAGAAGCACAAGAGACAAGAUACGUGUGGCAGAAGAUGCUGAAACGCGCAGAUCUUUACCUUGCCGACAGUGUAGCUGUAGACAGCGACCUGGCGGUCAGAGUCUUUGAGGAACCCGACAUCACAGACCUUCUGAACAAUAAGGACAUCAACGUCAGCGAGUAUCAGCUCUUCCGUUUCCUGUACAAAUGGUGUGAGAGCAACGGUCGUCUUCAGGACCUCCAGAGUUAUGUGGGGCAGAUAGAUUUCACGCGCUUCACGCCAAGUCAGAAGGCCAGGGUGGCAGUCGAUUGCCCUGAACUGCCUAUGAAGUACAUCACCAAUGCCUUCUACAAAUCAAAGAUCCUUACGGAGAGCGACAUAGGGAGGAUGGACGUAAUGUCACCAAAUCAGUGGUCACUCUUCUACCAGCAGUUUGACGAAGACAUCUCGUGGCCAACCGUCAGAAGUGUCUUGACGUCGGAGACUCCGAAACUGCUUAUCUUCGAGUUCCACCUUGCGGGCACAGUCCUGGUGAUGGGGCUGUGUCUUCCCGGGCCGCUUGUGAUGGAAGACGUCAUCACUACAGACGAGAGCUCGGGUCGUCCCACGGUCGUCUUCUUCUCGGAUCACUCCGGCGGCGGGAUGGAGAUGGUGGACCUACAGGAUGGCCACAUGAAGGACGACUACCUGUUGGAGUUGGACUCGGAGCACCUGCAGAUCUACAACGUCAGGCGCCCGAUGACGUUCGUGUGGCUGCGGUGGAGCGACGGAGCCGUCAGGAUGAGCGUCGCACUGGACAGAUUUCCGGGGGAACGCAGGGACCGUUCGGUCAAGCUACAGAAGGAAGAAGUCCAGGCGGUUGAAGUGUUCUAUCAGGUUACACGCAUGCAGAGCGGUCCGAGCGUCUACACCGAGCGGCGACAGAGGGAAGCCUUGUCCGAACAGCCAUCACAAGAGACACCAGACACGAACCUGGAAGGCAGCACAGCGUUCACUGGCGAUGUAGGGAGUCGCCGAGAGUUUCCCGAGCUGGGGGUGGAACCAGAAGAAGUGCUCUCUGAGGAGGCAGAACGACUGCGCAGGUUUGAGUCCAUGUGUGAAGCCAUUUGUGAGGGCGGAGAAGCCGGGACGCUGACACGUGACUCCCUCAACAACGUCAUUGAGCUCUACGGACAUCUACCCGAGGCUGCCCUGAAGAUUGAAUCAUUGCUGUGGAAGUAUCGCGAUCAGGUCCACCUCCGGCCUGAAAUCGAGGAGAAAUACUUCCACCUGCUCAUGAACAUCGUGUUCAUGACGUCAUACAUGUGCGUGCAGCCGGGAGCCUACACUGACUCAGAGGCCACACUCAUGAGAAUUCGCAGGUUCUGCAGCACUCUUCAAAGAGAUGGCGUCGUCUUUGGGCUGGAGAGGUUACGACAACUGUUCCUACACCUUCAGCACGCAGGCGUGGACUGCGCGAACAGCCUGCUGGACAUGAUCAGAGGCGGGGUAGUUCCCAUCAACCCAGCUGACUUUGUCCCCGGCCGGAUGGAUUACUACCUACACUGGACAGCGCUGUGCACCAUGGAGGUCCGGGAGGAGGUCUGCAGCUGCCGCAGCCGGGCUCUUCGCGCCAGAGCAGACAAGACGUCGGUUAUUCUCGUGGAGGAGGAUGAUGGUCGGUACAUCAUCGCGGACUGGGAGAAGAACGAGCUGCAACUGUCUGUAGGCGACCAGCUGCAGAUAACGUCUCAGUCUUCACCCUCUGUUAUAGUGACCGAAGUCAGCAUCGACAGGACAGAAGUUGAUCUGAACGUUCUGUGGAGCAGUGACGGGACACAGUGCAUCAUUCCCGGACAGUUCACCGCCAUCCACAUCGGCAACCGCAUUUCCCACCAGCGGGUCAUGGCGGCGCUCGACUGCCUCUGUGUGAAAACCGACUCGGACACCCCCAGUAACCUGAUCUGUGAGCGCAUCAUCUCGUCUUUCGGAGGCAGCGUUGACGUGUUGACUUCCAACUUUGAGCAGCUGGACACCGACGAAGACCGACUGGGAGCCGACGACACCCGAAGUGAAGCGGAAACACUACCCAAGGCAACAGCAGGAACAACAGAAGCACCCCGUGCUCAUCCAGUAGAUGAUGGAGAUCUCCUUACCGAUGCUCCCCAGGAGCACCAACUGACAGAAGCAGCAUCAGGCACGACUGUCUCUGAUGCCCCUAAAGACGUGCGGCCGAAGAAGCGACCGGCUACGAAGAGCCUGCUGAACAGAAGCCAGGAGGAAGCCGUCCAAUCAGCGGCCUCGACUGAGAUGACGCUGAUCCAAGGCCCGCCGGGUACAGGGAAGACCAAGGCCGCCGCAGAAGUCAUCGUCCGGUGGCAGGGGCAGAGUGACGACAAGAUUCUGGCUGUGGCAGAGACAAACGAGGGAGUUGACAACAUCAUCCAGAAACUUCUAGACAGAAAUGUCCCACCAGACCAGAUCCUGCGCGUUGGUCAACUGGAGAAGGUGAGGUACGGACUCAGACACCUCACGCUCGACAAACGGUACGAGGAAAAGUUCGGCUCGGAGGAAACCAGGGGCGGGAGAAAGAAACCACAGGGGGUAAAAUCCAUCUUUUCCAAGGCAAAGAUCAUCUGCACGACAUGUAUCGGGGCGGGAAGCCAGGUCCUGCAGCAGCUGAGCCUCAGCCGCGUGCUGGUUGACGAGGCGGCCCAGGCCACGGAGCCGGCGGUGCUGUGCGCCCUGUCUCACGGGGCGGAGAGGGUCUGUCUCAUCGGUGACGACCAGCAACUACCGCCGCUCGUGCAGAGCGAGGAGGCGCAGGAGCUGAAAAUAUCCCUCUUCGAAAGAUGGAGAGGACAGAAGUUUCGGGUUCAUCUUCUAGACACGCAGUACAGAAUGCACCCGGCAAUUUCGACCUUCCCAUCACAACAUUUCUACCAAGGUCAAAUCAAAGAUGGCGUAGAGGCAUCCGACAGAAUACCGCCCCCAGGGUUCAGAUGGCCUAACCGAAAUCUGCCGGUUUCGUUCAUCAACGUCUGUCAACGUUUGCCUGGUGAGUCAUCCCGCGGGACCUCCAAAUUUAAUGUCGAAGAGGUCAAGAUCGUCAUUGAAGUAACAAAACGACUGCUCGAGGGAGGUGACAUCGUAGAGGAUGACAUUGGGAUCGUGUCACCCUACAAGGCGCAGAUCGAAGAAAUCAAGCGCGGCCUGGACAGAAACAUCGCCGUGCGGUCAGUGGAUGGAUUCCAGGGACAGGAACGUGACGUCAUCAUUUUCUCCGCAGUUCGGGCCAAUGAGGGAGGGUACGUUGGCUUCCUGAACGAUCCCCGGCGGAUGAACGUGUUGCUGACCAGAGCCAGGCGGGGCCUGAUCGUGGUCGGGAACGGGGAGACCCUGGAGAAGGGAAGUGACGACUGGAGGAAGUGGAUCGAGCGGAUCAGGGAGAAUAAGCUGGAACAGAAAUGUACGGGACUGAAGCUGUCGAUGACCGGCAGACUGACACCAACAGAGCACGAGGCAGGGGGCGGGGACAGAGGGGGAGAGGGUACAGAGGAAGGGGUGCAGGCAGGGGGAGGCGUGGUCGGGGGAAUGCCUGGUAUCAGUCACAAAACUACUAGUAACCAGUGA
Molecule: messenger RNA, 5304 nt
Organism: Branchiostoma belcheri (Belcher's lancelet)
Lineage: Eukaryota; Metazoa; Chordata; Leptocardii; Amphioxiformes; Branchiostomatidae
Exons: 15
Coding region: 169-5304 (1711 amino acids)
Molecular function (GO): helicase activity; RNA-directed RNA polymerase activity
Source: RefSeq, a predicted model, not a curated record